Pan troglodytes (chimpanzee) is the source of this 3894-nucleotide messenger RNA. RefSeq names its product chromosome 1 C1orf159 homolog (gene C1H1orf159). The coding region runs from base 1790 to 2824 and encodes 344 amino acids. The record is from RefSeq and is a predicted model, not a curated record. The transcript is spliced from 11 exons. NCBI's taxonomy places the organism in Eukaryota, Metazoa, Chordata, Mammalia, Primates, Hominidae.
CAACACGCUCCAUCUUAAGACUGGAUUGCACUGUGUGGUGGGGCCAGCAGCACGCCUGUGACUUCAACACGCUCCAUCUUAAGACUGGAUUGCACUGUGUGGUGGGGCCAGCAGCACGCCUGUGACUUCAACACGCUCCAUCUUAAGACUGGAUUGCACUGUGUGGUGGGGCCAGCAGCACGCCUGUGACUUCAACACGCUCCAUCUUAAGACUGGAUUGCACUGUGUGGUGGGGCCAGCAGCACGCCUGUGACUUCAACACGCUCCAUCUUAAGACUGGAUUGCACUGUGUGGUGGGGCCAGCAGCACGCCUGUGACUUCAACACGCUCCAUCUUAAGACUGGAUUGCACUGUGUGGUGGGGCCAGCAGCACGCCUGUGACUUCAACACGCUCCAUCUUAAGACUGGAUUGCACUGUGUGGUGGGGCCAGCAGCACGCCUGUGACUUCAACACGCUCCAUCUUAAGACUGGAUUGCACUGUGUGGUGGGGCCAGCAGCACGCCUGUGACUUCAACACGCUCCAUCUUAAGACUGGAUUGCACUGUGUGGUGGGGCCAGCAGCACGCCUGUGACUUCAACACGCUCCAUCUUAAGACUGGAUUGCACUGUGUGGUGGGGCCAGCAGCACGCCUGUGACUUCAACACGCUCCAUCUUAAGACUGGAUUGCACUGUGUGGUGGGGCCAGCAGCACGCCUGUGACUUCAACACGCUCCAUCUUAAGACUGGAUUGCACUGUGUGGUGGGGCCAGCAGCACGUCUGUGACUUCAACACGCUCCAUCUUAAGACUGGAUUGCACUGUGUGGUGGGGCCAGCAGCACGCCUGUGACUUCAACACGCUCCAUCUUAAGACUGGAUUGCACUGUGUGGUGGGGCCAGCAGCACGCCUGUGACUUCAACACGCUCCAUCUUAAGACUGGAUUGCACUGUGUGGUGGGGCCAGCAGCACGCCUGUGACUUCAACACGCUCCAUCUUAAGACUGGAUUGCACUGUGUGGUGGGGCCAGCAGCACGCCUGUGACUUCAACACGCUCCAUCUUAAGACUGGAUUGCACUGUGUGGUGGGGCCAGCAGCACGCCUGUGACUUCAACACGCUCCAUCUUAAGACUGGAUUGCACUGUGUGGUGGGGCCAGCAGCACGCCUGUGACUUCAACACGCUCCAUCUUAAGACUGGAUUGCACUGUGUGGUGGGGCCAGCAGCAUGCCUGUGACUUCAACACGCUCCAUCUGAAAGGAUUUCACGUCAGAGAGGAGGAGCUGAAUGAGGAGAGCAUGCUUUUUGUUUUUGAGACGGAGUUCCCCUUGCACAGGCUGGAGUGCAGUCUCGGUUCACUGCAGCCUCCACCUUCUGGGCUCAGACAGGCUGUGUUGCCCGGGUGUGUCUCCAACUCCUGAGCUCAAGCAUUCCGACCACCCCCACCUUCCAGAGUCCUCCGGCAGGCUCACACCUGGGCAGCCUGGUCAGUUUGUGAGGCCAUGACCUGAAUCCAGCAUGGAAUGGGUGACAGAGUGGACCGUCCCUGUGCGGAGAGUGGAGCUGUGUCCUCCAGGGCCUCCGUCUCCCUGCUGCUCACAGCCCUUGUCCCAGGACCCCGGCCUAGGCCCAUCAAGAGGAGCCCCACAGGCCUGGCUGGGCCUCAGCCCCUCUCGGGGACUGGGCUGGGGUCUGCAGGGCUCAGCUGAGCCCAUGAGCUCCCAGAGCUAACCCCUGACCACCCAGGCGGGCAAAGGGCUGAUGUCGGUAGUCCCCAUCCUGGAGGGGCAGGCUCUGCGCAUCUGCUCCUGGCAUGGCACUGCAGCACCUCGCCCUCCUGGCUGGCCUUCUCGUGGGAGUCGCCAGCAAGUCCAUGGAGAACAUGGCCCAGCUGCCCGAGUGCUGUGUGGAUGUGGUGGGCGUCAACGCCAGCUGCCCAGGCGCAAGUCUGUGUGGUCCAGGCUGUUACAGGCGCUGGAACGCGGACGGGAGCGCCAGCUGCGUCCGCUGUGGGAACGGAACCCUCCCAGCCUACAACGGCUCCGAGUGUAGAAGCUUUGCUGGCCGGGGUGCGCCAUUCCCCAUGAAUAGAAGCUCAGGGACCCCCGGGCGGCCACAUCCUGGGGCUCUGCGCGUGGCCGCCUCCCUCUUCCUGGGCACGUUCUUCAUCAGCUCCGGCCUCAUCCUCUCCGUAGCUGGGUUCUUCUACCUCAAGCGCUCCAAUAAACUCCCCAGGGUCUGCUACAGAAGAAACAAAGCUCCGGCCCUGCAGCCUGGCGAAGCCGCUGCAAUGAUCCCCCCGCCACAGUCCUCAGGUAACAGCAGCUGUCGCAUCCCCCUGUGGGGUUUCCCAUCUCUGGGCCAGUCCCAGGGUGCUCUGUGGGUUUGUCCCCAAACGGGUUUGCCUGGCUCUGGAUCUCGGCCACCCCUGCCCGGGUCCCCAGGAGACCCACCCACAAGGCAGGGCCAGGGCCGGAUUUGGCCGGCGCCCCCUGCUCUGGAUCUCAGCUGGAUUUGGCCGGCGCCCCCUGCCCGCCCCCCUUUAAUCCCCGUGACUUCCAUGCUCUUUCCUGUUCCCGAGACGUGGGGUCUGCAGGAAAGGAGGACCCACCACGACAGGGCAGACCCCCAAUACCUGCUCCUCCUUGAAGUCCAGCUCCACCCGAGGACAGACGCAGCCGGCCUCCGCCAGGCCCUCCUGAGCAGCCAUCGCUUCAGUGGUGCUGGGUCAGGCGGACCCAAGAGUCAGCCCGUACGGAAGCCGCGCUAUGUCAGGCGGGAGCGGCCCCUGGACAGGGCCACGGAUCCCGCUGCCUUCCCGGGGGAGGCCCGUAUCAGCAAUGUCUGACCUGGAGGCCGAGACCACGCCACGCACUUGGCAGGGACCCGGAGGCCGACACCUUGGCGGGAACCAGCACAAAGUGUUGGCAUCGCCUGGCGCCCAGGACAGUCCUGGGCACAGCCUCGGCUCUGAGUCCCUCCGCCUCCCAGUGACGGAUGCCAAAGGGUCCCGGGCCGCCUGAGGCUCCUUCCCACCACAGCCAUCUCGUUUAUCGGACCAGGAGCAGGCAUCCGUGAGACCUCAGAGCUUCAGAUCGAGGCCUUGGGGGGUCCGGGCCCCCCCCCAAGGAAACACGGUGAGGCCCCAGCGCCUGCAGCCAAAGCUGGCACGAUCUAUGGGGCAGGUGCCGCUCUGCCUAGAAAAGCCAGGGGCUCUGCUGCCGUGCCCUCCAGAGCCCACGGCGGGCAGGACUCCUCCAGCACCACCGCACCCAGUGGCCCGAGACCCCUCUGAGAACAGUGAGGCUGGUCCUCGUGCCGUUCCAGCCGGUGCCCGGCCAGUGGGGAGGACGCAGCCUAGGAACCAGCUGCCUGAGACCAGGGUGCCUCUGGGCUGUCCUCCCGCGUGGCGGAGACCCCAAGCACGCAGCCACCCAUUUCCGGAGCUGCAGGAUAGAGCUUCCUCUUGAUCUCUGUUUUUAAGCAGAAAUUCAUUGUGCAGAAAAGUCCACCAGAGCUCUGCGGCCCCGCUCGGAUCCGCUGGACCCCCAUGUCUGGCUGAUCCCUGCCCACGUGGGGCAGGCCCACAUCUAACCCCCACAAGUCACUGCCUCACUGCACCUGCCAAGGCUGCCCUGGCGCUGAGUCCUGGGGUCCCUCCCGGAGUUCCUGGGAGAAAGGCGCCGUCGUGGCCGCCUCCCGCACGCCAGGCCCGGGCUCCACCGUGGGUCUCAGACGCCCUGUGGCACCGGCACUGUCUGCUUUAGCAUGGGACCCCCAUCUGAGGGGUGGCCUGGCCUUCGGGGUCCCCACGCUCCUUUGCGAAGUCCACUGUGGGUGCCAUCAUGGUCUCCGGGACCUGGGCCAGCGGGAACGUGGGGGCACUGGGUGUGCUGAUAUAAAGUCGGCAUUACUCAA